CUCCAAGAGUUGCUAGAAGCAACAGGAAGCGACAACCCCAAAAGAAGAAGAAGGAGCAGGCUGGAGGAAAAAAACACACAGAGGAGGCCGGAGUCAUAUCGCUUGAUUGGCCUCUCCUCACCAGAUCCACUGCUGGGGCUGUGAAACCCCCUGAGCCCGGACCCGACCCGACCCGCCUCUGUGACCCGGUUCUGUCGGUUCUGUUAUAUACGUGGCACAAGAAUGAGCAUGUCCUCUUCAUAAAAAAAAAGCUCCAGUGAAGCUUUUACCUGCCCGCGGAGAAGAAAACAGACGAGUCUGUUUGAUCUUGGCCAUGGCCCACGGCACCAGUAUCCAGUAUGAGCCAGUGGCAGAGAUCGGAGGAGGCGCUUACGGGACGGUUUAUAAGGCCCGAGACACAGAGAGCGGGCAGUUUGUGGCUCUGAAGAGCGUGCGUGUCCAGACGGACCAAAAUGGCCUCCCCGUUUCCACAGUCAGAGAGGUGGCUCUGUUGAGACGGCUGGAGCAGUUUGACCACCCCAACGUGGUCAGGCUUAUGGAUGUAUGUGCCACCCAGAGGUCAGACCAGGAGACGAAAGUCACUCUGGUGUUUGAACAUGUGGACCAAGACCUCAAGACGUACCUAGAGAGGGCCCCAGCUGCAGGAUUAUCUCCUGGACACAUUAAGGACCUGAUGAGGCAGUUGCUGUGUGGUCUUGCAUUCCUUCACUCGAACCGCGUGAUGCACCGAGACUUGAAACCAGAGAAUAUUCUGGUGACCAGCCAGGGCCAGGUGAAGCUGGCUGACUUUGGACUGGCCAGGAUCUACAGCUGCCACAUGGCCCUCACUCCUGUGGUGGUCACGCUGUGGUAUCGACCUCCUGAAGUUCUGCUGCAGUCAAGUUACGCCACACCUGUGGACAUCUGGAGCACCGGCUGCAUCUUUGCCGAGAUGUUUAGAUGCAAACCUUUGUUCUGUGGAGAAUCAGAAGUGGACCAGCUUGGCAAAAUUCUUGAAGUUAUUGGCUUGCCACCAGAGGAGGAGUGGCCCACCGAUGUUACACUCUCAAGAAAAAACUUCCCCCCUCUCUUACCUCGACCAAUCACUGACUUUGUUCCAGAGAUAGAUGAGCAGGGGGCACAACUUUUGCUGAAAAUGCUGACCUUUGACCCCUUCAAAAGAAUAUCUGCCCUGAAUGCCCUAGACCAUCCAUAUUUCCAUGAUGGGGAGACAUUGACUCAGACAAAAAGCUGAAGUGAUGCGGUUAAACAUGCAAUGAGAGGUAACAGUGUCUACGUUUAGACCUGGCCUAACCAUAAAGGAUUUCAGUUUCAUUCAGUGCAUUGCCUUUCAAGAUGUCUGGGUUUCGCUUUGGGAUAUUUUUUUUCUUUUACUCCCGCAUCAAAAAGGAUUAAAGACGGGGGAAUGGAAUUAAAAACAGAAGAGGAGUGAACUUAAGGAUCACUGGCAUGCUUCCCAACGUGUAAAUGUCACAAUUAAUGACAUUAACAUGUCAUGUCUUCAAGGACAGUACCAGUGUUUUUCAUGUUUGAUUUCUGUAUCAGUCUCGUCAGGAGGGACUGAGCCACAGAAACAUCUGUUAUCCCCUCUGAAAUGUUGCUGUUAUUAUUUUUGUACAGUGUUUAGACAGAAGGAAACCGAGAUGUCAUCUUUUUUGUGUUUCAGGCUGAACAAAGUCUGACAAAAAUGACACCUCAGGGUUAGAAGAGUCAGUCGUCAGUGACUUUUUAUUUGUAUUAAUAUUUUCCUACAAAAAAGGAACAAGAGCAACAUAAGCCUGUGAUGGGCAUUAAGCUGAAUGAAAAUCAUGAGGAAAAGAAAGGAUAGCAUAAAAUAGAAAUAGGAAAACGCACAAGAUAGACACACAUGAUAAAAAUACUGGUAUUGCCCUUAAAAGCUCUCAUAACGUGAAAUAAAUUGUUUCUUUUAUUGAGGGACUGAAGGGUUCGACUUCAUUUGAUGUUUAACAUUUAUUUGCUAAAACCGUAUGAAAUCAACCAGCACUGCAACUACAAGUGAAUAAAAACACGUUUUAAUCACA
Acanthopagrus latus (yellowfin seabream) is the source of this 2042-nucleotide messenger RNA. It is a transcript of the gene cdk4, whose product is annotated as cyclin-dependent kinase 4. Gene Ontology annotation, cellular component: cyclin-dependent protein kinase holoenzyme complex; nucleus; cytoplasm. The record is from RefSeq and is a predicted model, not a curated record. Gene Ontology annotation, molecular function: cyclin binding; cyclin-dependent protein serine/threonine kinase activity; ATP binding. The transcript has 8 exons. Gene Ontology annotation, biological process: G1/S transition of mitotic cell cycle; protein phosphorylation; regulation of G2/M transition of mitotic cell cycle. Lineage: Eukaryota; Metazoa; Chordata; Actinopteri; Spariformes; Sparidae. The coding region runs from base 314 to 1234 and encodes 306 amino acids.